Molecule: messenger RNA, 1636 nt
Organism: Oncorhynchus gorbuscha (pink salmon)
Lineage: Eukaryota; Metazoa; Chordata; Actinopteri; Salmoniformes; Salmonidae
Product: B-cell lymphoma/leukemia 10-like
Exons: 4
Coding region: 417-1169 (250 amino acids)
Biological process (GO): adaptive immune response; positive regulation of extrinsic apoptotic signaling pathway; apoptotic process
Cellular component (GO): cytosol; CBM complex
Molecular function (GO): transcription coactivator activity; kinase activator activity; protein kinase B binding
Source: RefSeq, a predicted model, not a curated record
AGUAAUAAUUGGCAGCGGUUCACUCAUGAGAAACUUAUAUUUACCGAGGCUCUGGAAGCUUCUGUUUUGUAUCAGCAAAUAACUAGACUAUAGGAUAUUAGACAAGAGUUACGCACUGGAAAAUACAAUAUCCGUGUACCGGAGCCUAUCUUUUGGUUUAAAUAUUUUUAGUGUGCCAUUUUAAUCUCGUAAAGUACCCGGAAGACUUGAAUUUGACACUUUAGGUAGGGUGAGUAGGAUGGAUGUUCCUCACCUGACAGAAGAUGAAAUGGCCGAUAUAAAAAAGGAAAUAUUAGAAGAAUAAACCUUUUUGUUGCACCAUAUCCCUGGAUCUCAUUGAAUGUUUUGGCCAUUUGGAAACAUAGUGUGGACUGUAUGUGUACGAAACAACCCCUCUUCAGGCUAGGGCAGUGGCUAUGGUCCUGACGAGGCUGCGGCCGUACCUUUGUGAAAAGAUCCGGGCUGACCGUCAUUUUGACUACCUGCGCUCGCGGAAGAUCCUGACGCGAGACGACACAGAGGAGAUCAGCUGCAGGAUCACGCAGACCAAGAAAACGGGCUUGCUCCUGGACUACCUGGCUGAGAACCCUCGGGGGCUGGAUGCCCUGAUCGAGUCCAUCCAACAAGGACGUACGCUCAACUUCCUGAUUACCAAGAUCACUGAUGAAGUGCAGAAGGUGAAGAACGAGAAGAUAGAAUCUCUCAGAGCAGGGGCAUCCAGUUCCACCUCGGGCUUCCUGCCAACUCAGGACACAUCAGGGGUCAAUAAAGACCUCUCCAAGACACUGUCAUAUGAGUCCAACCUGGCAUCCACCAUGUUAUACAACGGAGAAGGGAGCCCAUCCACCUCUGACGCCCUAAGGUUCCUCAACCAGCCUGUUGCCUCCUGCCAUGGGAAGGACGUGUUGUCAUCCAUGCGAGGGGGUAGCAUGGCUGUGUCUUCAUCCCAGGUCUCUUCCACACUGCCUAGGCCUGGAGACCCAGGGGCUCCCCCCCUACCGCAGGAAGUGCUACUACUGCCAGAGGCCUCAUCUAACAUGGACGCUGGACCACACAGGAGCACGGCGAUCAGCGGAGGGGAUGUCAACUUCCAGCCCCUGAGGUCACGCUCCACACCCACUUUCAUGUCAUACAGGGACCCUUCACCUCAGCUCCCACCAAAAUCUUAAUGAGACCCCCCCCCCCGCCCUGGACUACUUCCCAGCAUUACUCAUAACAAACAUUCACUCUUCAAAUGUGUUGUACGUAUCAGUGUAUGUGUUUUAUCAAUGGUUUUAGUUGAGUGUAACUUUAAUCAAAUAUCAACUUGUAAAGUAUGUUCCAUGCCUUACAUUAUCCACUGGGUCAAACCGAAAGCUGGACAAACCUGUUUUGGGUUCAAUAUGAAAUAAGUAAGUGCUUACUAAUGAUGCCUCAAUCAUAAGCUGUACCCUCAUGAAUUUUACUCUGCUUCUAUCAAGUCCUCAUUUGUAAAAUGCCCCUUCCUUACGCAUAGAGAGUUGGGUUGAGACAUAACAGUGCCUUCAGAAAGUAUUCAUACCCCUUGACUUAUUGUGGUACAGCCUGAAUUCAAAAUAUAUUAAAUCAAAUAAAAAUCUUGCCUGUUUACACACAAUACCCCACAAUGACAGUUUUU